Molecule: messenger RNA, 727 nt
Organism: Hevea brasiliensis (rubber tree)
Lineage: Eukaryota; Viridiplantae; Streptophyta; Magnoliopsida; Malpighiales; Euphorbiaceae
Exons: 1
Coding region: 181-519 (112 amino acids)
Source: RefSeq, a predicted model, not a curated record
UGAUAGGGCGCCAAAGCAAAGGUCAUUAAGGUACAAAGAUGGCCAUAAAACUACCCCAAAAGCCAACAUCCCUUUUAGUUUGCCUCACAAAUCACAAGAAAGAGAAUCACAGCAGAUUCUCCUCUCACUCUCUCACUCUCUCACUCUCUUUCUCAUAUAGGUGUAAUUAAUUUUGAUGGUAUGGCAUCUAAAAGUGCACCUUCAGAUUCAAAGUCAUAUGUGCAACACACUGCAGCACAAGGCAGGAUAUGUCUAUGCUCCCCCACCACGCAUCCUGGAUCAUUCAGAUGUAGCCUGCACAGGAAUUUCCAUAGGGUUCCCAGUAGAUCAACGGUUAGCGGGGUUUCAUCAAAAAAGUGGGAAUUGGCUGUGAUUGCUAAAGCAAAUUCAAUGAAGGCCUUUCUGCUUCAGAUUGUCAAGCCUUCUAGUCAUGAUCUUCAAAGAAGGAGGAAUUUUCGCCCCAGGCCUACCAGGUUUUGCGUAAUGAAUGCCAAUACAGAUGGGGUUGCAGUUUCUUGAUCUGCGCUUUGCUUUCUUUUCUUUUCUUUUUCAUAAUCUUGAAUAUUAGAAAGAGGAGUAUGUAGAUAUGAGGGAUAUGUACAUAUAAAAAUUAGGAAUUUAGUAUUGUAAUUGAUGGUCUCAAAUGUCAAUUGCCAGUUUUAGAUUAUAUUGAUGCUGUGAGAUCCAAGAGUUUAUGAAUAUUAAUAAAGAAAUAGAGAUUGGUGUA